AAAUAUCUAAAGACUAAUUUCGAAUAUUGUGAUUCCAUUUUCUGGAACGUACGAAUUGAAUUCUUUGAAGAACGAUUUAAAAAAUUCGAAGUUUAUUAAUUUCAUUUUAAUUUUCCAUUAAAGAAAAAUGAAGCUCGCAAAGUAUCUUAUAAUAUGUUUAUUUUGUUCUAUUGGCAAACUUGAAGGAUUCUUCAUUUCUGUGAAUGCCUCUCAGUAUUUUAUAGAACAUAGCAGUUUACUACUUAGUAACUUUACUAAAGAAGAAGAGAAGAAUGUUUUAGGGCAUAUUAAUCUACUAAGAGAGAAUGUUGAACCAGGUUCUUCUAAUAUGAAUGUAUUAAUGUGGAGUGACGACUUGGCAAAAAUAGCUAAGGAUUGGGGCGAUAAAUGUAUAUUUGAAUCCGGCCCUAAAAGUUGCCUAAAACAUUUCAGCCAGAAUAUAUAUUAUGGAAGUAAGAGCCAUCAAGAAGCAUUAACACAAUGGUAUAGACAGAAGAAUCUAUAUGACUACGAUACAAAUGUUUGUAAUGGAUUCUGCGAUAGAUAUAAAACGGUAGUAUGGGCUGAAACUACUACAGUUGGUUGUUCCCUAUCCCAUUGUAAAAAAGAUGGUUCUGUGCAUGUCAUCAUUUGUAAUUUUUAUCCAGCAAUAGAGGAUUUAAGUCAGAGGCCGUACAAGAAAGGCAAUUCAUGUGAAGAAUGCGAGAAUAAGGAUAAAUGUGAUUUUAAUUUAUGUGUGCCAAAAAAUUUCGAAAUAUCGAAUGAAACUGCUUUUUGUACACAAAGCGUAGGCCUACAAUCAGAAAGUGAAGAAAACAUUGCCCACAGAAUUUCAUCUGAAUUUUUUCUGUUAAAUAUAGCAGUAAAUAUUAAUCACCAAAAAAAGUAG
Centruroides sculpturatus (bark scorpion) is the source of this 889-nucleotide messenger RNA. Its product is annotated as GLIPR1-like protein 1. NCBI's taxonomy places the organism in Eukaryota, Metazoa, Arthropoda, Arachnida, Scorpiones, Buthidae. The record is from RefSeq and is a predicted model, not a curated record. The transcript is spliced from 7 exons. Bases 128 to 889 code for a protein of 253 amino acids.